Messenger RNA from Triplophysa rosa, 1951 nucleotides. RefSeq names its product glial cell derived neurotrophic factor a (gene gdnfa). Gene Ontology annotation, biological process: peripheral nervous system development; positive regulation of branching involved in ureteric bud morphogenesis; negative regulation of neuron apoptotic process. The coding region runs from base 506 to 1228 and encodes 240 amino acids. NCBI's taxonomy places the organism in Eukaryota, Metazoa, Chordata, Actinopteri, Cypriniformes, Nemacheilidae. Gene Ontology annotation, molecular function: receptor tyrosine kinase binding; growth factor activity; glial cell-derived neurotrophic factor receptor binding. The record is from RefSeq and is a predicted model, not a curated record. The transcript is spliced from 3 exons.
GUGGAUCAGUGCUCUGCGUGCUUCUCACCUGAUCUGCGUGGAUAACACCAUUCACCUGUGUCGAAACGCAUCGCGUUGCGCUUUGGAGGCAGAAUGCGGCGCGUUUUCAUGCGCCGUUUGGACACGGGAAACUAUCACAGUUAGUUUGGAUCCAGGCUCGGGCUCUGGGGUCCCUGAUGUCUCCAUCUGACGCCCCGCAGCUGCUUUCCUUCACAUGACAGACGCGCAGCAGCAGCAGCAUCACAGGAUCGCGCGUCUCGUUGCGCACAGUGAGCCGCGCGGCGCGUCAGCCGGACACUGAAGAUCUGGACACUUGCGCGCUCGCUCCGUUUGGAUCUAGUGGAUAAAAUGCUUUGAAUGGAUACGGGAUCGGCAUAUUUGAGGAUACUCAGUGCGUCUCUUGGAUCUGUAAAUGUUUCCUGAUUUACUGGGAAUUUGGCUUUUCUCUGAAGCGCUGGUCUGCAUGGGCCACAUUUAAGCUUCCCCCGAAGGAACUGGGUCUAAAAUGAAGUUAUGGGACAUUAUAGCCACGUGUUUGUUGCUCCUGACCUCCGUUUCCGCACGUCCCCUCUUCCACAAGCUGCAGCCGUCCAAAAGAGCCUUCGGUGAGACCCCCGCUCCGGACCCCACCAUAGACUCUCGACCUGAAACCACAGACCUUAAACAAGCCUUCAUGGAAGAACAAUAUGAUGCAAACAGUCUUUACCCGGAGCAGUUCGAGGAUGUCAUGGACUUCAUCCAAGCGACUAUCGGCCGAUUGCGGCGCUCCCCGGAGUCAGACGGAGGGUCUCAAGGGAAGAGGGACAGAGGGCGUCAGCGAGGAGCUACAAACGGCAAGAGGAGCAUCCGGGGUCGCGGAGACAAAAAGAGGAGUCGUGGACGAGGCGGCGGCCGAGGGGGGAAGGAAAGUCGAGACGAGAGGGUCAAAGGUCCCGGGCGUGGAUGCCUGCUGAAAGAGAUCCACCUCAACGUGACGGAUCUGGGCUUGGGCUACAGCACCAAAGAGGAGUUGUUAUUUCGGUACUGUAGCGGACCCUGUUAUGACUCUGAGACCAAUUACGACAAGAUCUUGAACAACCUCACCCACAACAAGAAGCUGGACAAAGAAACGCCCUCAAGGACUUGCUGUCGGCCGAUCGUGUUCGACGACGACAUCUCGUUCUUGGACGACAGCUUGGAGUACCACACACUAAAGAAACAUUCCGCUAAAAAGUGCGCCUGCGUCUGACCCGCCGACCGAGCGGACUACAGCGAGAGUCAGGGUGUCGAGCGUUGAGAAACGCUUUCGUGUUGGACCUGCUGGGAAACAAAGACGACGGAGCGAGGUUUGAGAGAUCUGUGAUGUGUUGUAGAACUGGCCUCCAGCCGAUCAGCGUUCAUGAUACCAAAUCACAAAAUGUCCCCUAAAAGGACAGCUUAUAGAUAAAGUCAAAAAUCAGAAGUCAUUUACACAAACAGAGUACGAAACUUGGAUUUUUACGUUACGCUGUAGAUGAACGAGCGGUCACCUCACACCCUGUGGACAGACACGAAUACAUCCACAACAACAGACUUCAGAUCUUUAAUAUCCAGAAAGUUAUCUAUAUAUAUAUAUAUAUAUAUAUAUAUAGUAUAUAUGAAUAUGUAUUUAUUGAGAUUUAAUUAAGUUAUUGUUAUUUAUUGCAAUCCAUUGUAUAAGAGUGUUUUUUCUUAUUUAUUUUAGAAAGUUAUUUGGUUCUCUGUCUUGGAUGGUGCCAAAUUGGAGCAUGUGUUUCUAAAGUCAAGCAGUUCACCCAAAAAUCGACACUAUAAAAAUGCUGGUUGUUUUAUCAUAAAAUAUGGAUCAACCCAACGCUUGGUUUAACGUUACCUAGAAUGUCAUGUUUUUGUCUUUUUUUGACGCAACCAUGGAUUUAAACAAACCAACAUAGGUUCAUUCAUACCCAACAGUUCACUAUAAAAAAUAAUUUUA